This is a messenger RNA of Quercus lobata, 1107 nucleotides long. Its product is annotated as protein PYRICULARIA ORYZAE RESISTANCE 21-like. The record is from RefSeq and is a predicted model, not a curated record. The transcript is spliced from 3 exons. Lineage: Eukaryota; Viridiplantae; Streptophyta; Magnoliopsida; Fagales; Fagaceae. The coding region runs from base 171 to 977 and encodes 268 amino acids.
AAAAAGACUUCUUAAUGUGUGGCUUGGCAUGAUAAAUAUGUACUCUCUGUUCACUGACUCUCGUGGUCUCUUCAUACUUGAAGCCUUGAACUUGAUUUCUCAAUCAAGCAUUGCUAACCCCUUCAGUAAUUUUGGUUGAGUUUGAGAUCUCAAUUCACAGCUAUAGAGCCAUGGUGGAGGAAAAGAAAACAACAUUUAUGCGGAUCGAGGUCGACCUUCAAUGCCAUCGCUGCCGCAAGAAGAUAAAGAAAGUGCUCUGUAAAUUCCCCCAAAUACAAGACCAGGCAUACAUCGAGAAGGAAAACUAUGUGGUAAUAAAAGUGGUAUGUUGCAGUCCUGAAAAGGUAAAGCAAAAGAUAAUUUGCAAAGGUGGUGAUACCAUUAAGAGCAUUGAGAUCAUAGAGAUUGAGAAGAACACCAACCCACCUGGGAAAGGGAAGAAGCCACCGCAAAAGAAACGCGUGAGAUUCGUUGACGAGCUGGAGAAGCCGCCUGAGAAGCAGAAGCCACCUGAGAAGCAGAAGCCACCUGAGAUUGUGAACAAGCCACCGCAAAAGAAAGACCCUGAACUGGUUCCAAAGCUUCCUCUUGGACCGGUUGGUGUGCCUGUACGGCCGGGUGGAUUUGGGACUUGUUGUACGGAAUGUUAUGAGGGUCGUGGUGGGGGGCCAUGCCUGUAUGGUCAUGGUACUAGGCCAUGGCCACCAUUAACACCAAAGCCUCGUGCUGAACCGGUUCCACUGCCGGUUCCUGUACCUGUGCCGGCUUACCCGGUUGGGUUUGGGACGUGUUGUACGGAGUGCUAUGAGGGUCGUGAUGGGGGGCCAUGCCAUUAUGGUCAUGGUAGGCCACCCCCAUGUUAUGAUGGCUACUACUAUGGAAAGCCCAUUUAUGAUAGUUAUGGUGGCGGGUAUAGGAGUUGUUAUACUUAUGUGAGUCGAUGUGAAGAAACUUCCUCUGGAUGCACCAUCAUGUAAUUAUUGGAAUUUGCAUGCAUGCAUGCAUGGUGAUGAUAAUGGUGAUCAUGUUCUAGCUAGUUGCCUACUUGCAAGAAGAUUAAUCAGGAUGUAUAUAUGGGUUGUUUAAUAAAUGUGGUUGGUCAUUUUA